Aspergillus puulaauensis is the source of this 834-nucleotide messenger RNA. Its product is annotated as putative pyroglutamyl peptidase type I. Gene Ontology annotation, cellular component: cytosol. NCBI's taxonomy places the organism in Eukaryota, Fungi, Ascomycota, Eurotiomycetes, Eurotiales, Aspergillaceae. The record is from RefSeq and is a predicted model, not a curated record. Gene Ontology annotation, biological process: proteolysis. The transcript is spliced from 2 exons. The coding region runs from base 1 to 834 and encodes 277 amino acids. Gene Ontology annotation, molecular function: pyroglutamyl-peptidase activity.
AUGGGUGACUCGGGUUCAGGUGUGCAUCUGUCCAGCACACCGCUACCAAGGGAUCUUCCCUCGUCUCCUGCAGACCCCGAGGAGAUCUCGGUGCUUGUGACGGGCUUCGGUCCAUUCAAGUCGAAUCUAGUUAAUGCGUCGCAUUUGAUUGCGACGUCCCUUCCUUCAUCAUUACCUUUAGCCAAAGCUGCACCCGACGGCUUUCCUGCAGCUCGCCGAAUCGCAAUCCAUGUUCACCCCGCUCCAAUCCCUGUCGCAUACUCCGCAGUUCGAACGGCAAUACCAACUGUAAUGGAAGACUAUGUCAAAAGACACGGCCGGAAUCCCGAUAUCAUAAUCCAUAUGGGAAUCGCGGCAACAAGGAAUUACUACUCGAUAGAGUCGAGGGCGCAUCGCGACGCAUACAACAUGCCCGAUAACCUCGGACGGGCAGGAUACCAGGACGGUGAGAAGCCAUGGAGGGAACGGAACCUCCCUCCCGUCCUGAAAGCAGAGCGCAGUGAUCCUACGACUGAGCCGGUGGUGAAAUUAGAUCUCACGUCCUCGCGGACAAAUCUAAACCCUCACCCGCCAGACAAUGAAUUCUUGAAAACAUGGCAGACGCUUGCGCCGGCAAGCGCAGACAUUCGGAUAUCAGAGGAUGCUGGUCGGUAUCUCUGUGAAUUUAUAUUUUACACGAGCUUGUCACUGGCCCUCCAAGAGGGCCGAGACAGGAACGUUGCCUUCUUCCAUGUUCCAUCAUCGUGCCGUGAUGAGGAUAUUGAAACCGGAAGAGAGGUUGCAAUUGCACUCAUCAAGGCCCUUGUUGAUAGCUGGAUCGACGAGAAGGUAUAG